AUGAAGCUUUCUGAGUUGUUUGAGCGUUACAGGGACCAGAACCUCAAGGGCAGGAUGUUCGUUAAAAUGUUCCGGGACGCCGGAUUAAUCACAUCCUAUGACAACAGCCUCGACCUCAUCUUCGCCAAGUAUAAGUCCAAAUGUUCCGGGAUUAACUAUGAGCAGUUCCUCAAAUCACUAGAAGAAGUUUCAAGGCUUUUGGACAUGAAAGUUCCAGAGUUAAAGCAAAGGCUAAGGGAGUCAGAGGGUCCGAUUUACAGGGGCACUGAGCCCCUGGCAGUAAGAUUACACGAUGACAAACGGCUCUACACAGGCGUUCACCUACACGGAGGGCCAAAAAUCGGGAAACAAUAA
Molecule: messenger RNA, 354 nt
Organism: Theileria parva strain Muguga
Lineage: Eukaryota; Apicomplexa; Aconoidasida; Piroplasmida; Theileriidae
Product: p25-alpha family protein
Exons: 2
Coding region: 1-354 (117 amino acids)
Biological process (GO): microtubule polymerization; positive regulation of protein polymerization; microtubule bundle formation
Cellular component (GO): microtubule
Molecular function (GO): tubulin binding
Source: RefSeq, a predicted model, not a curated record